Dentiscutata heterogama is the source of this 218-nucleotide messenger RNA. Lineage: Eukaryota; Fungi; Glomeromycota; Glomeromycetes; Diversisporales; Gigasporaceae. The record is from the annotation of a GenBank genome assembly.
ACAAAAUAAAAAGAAAAGAGAGGAAGAAAACGCAAGGGAAAAUCGAACUGCUGAUAUAUCUUUUAAUAAUAAAACACCAAAUAAUAUAUUACUCAAUGCUAAAGCAUCGAGUAACACACCACUCAAUGAUAAGGCUUUGGCACCAAGUAAUUUAUUAAUCGAUGCUGAAGCUUCAGCGUCAAGUAAUAUAUUACCUGAUGCUGAAGCUUCAACAUCAA